CGUUAAAUAGGGUUGGAGCGCAGCAGCAGGGAGUCAGUCUCCUCUGAGGGAAGGAGACAUCAGGCAUCUCCUGCUCGAGCAUCUGUUCUCUGCAGUUUCUCUCAUCUCUUCAAGUCAGAUUUGCCCGUGAGAGGAAGACAUGAAGUUAGCGGGCCCCCUGUGGACCCUAUGGGUUCUCCUGGUGCACAGGGCUGCAGCAGGGACUGAGUCAAUCUCAGACCCAUCACUUAGACGUGGACAGAGCAUGACAGAGGGACAGAGUCCGGCGGUGAGCCAGGGUCAAUACCAAUGUCUUCAGCUGUCCAACAAAGACCGCCAAGACAACAGAACCGUCCUCUCUGGAGGUACAUUCUGUGGACGUAUAUGGGAUGGUUUAUUUUGCUGGGCUGAGACACCAGCUGGGACAUCUGUAACACAAAACUGUCCAGAACAUCCUGACCGGGACCCGACUGAAAAAGUGACCAAAUAUUGUGACACAUUGGGCAAUUGGGUAAAAGAAACUGGUUCCACAUGUCAGCCUGAUUCAAAGGACAAAUUACAGGAAAUCUCCCAUUUUUUGAGGGGCGCUGCAGGAGAGUUGACAACCGUUGAGGCCAUUGAGGAUUACAAAGAAAAAGGCAGCGAUGUUCAGAAAUUGAUCUUUGAGAAUGAAAAGAAAUGCUUCGAGGAAAUGGAGCGAGAUCCUCCCUAUGACAAGCCAGGUCUGUUCUGCAGUCGUAACUGGGAUGGCUGGCUAUGCUGGGACGAUACUGCAGCGGGAACCUACGCCUCCCAGAGCUGCCCAAAUUAUUUUACCGACUUAGAUCCUGCAGAAACGGUGAUUAAGUUCUGCAGAGAGGACGGGCAAUGGUUUCAUCAUCCAGAGACCAAUAGGAUUUGGACCAACUAUACACUGUGUGCUACCACCCAUGACAAAAGACAAAGGGAAGUGAAAAUGCUUGAGAAUGAAUACAAGUGCCUCCUAAAGAUAAAUCGAGAUCCACCUCUGAACAAUUCAGCUGGAGGUCUGUACUGCAGACGUAACUGGGAUGGCUGGCUGUGCUGGGAUGAUACUCCAGCUGGAACCUACGCCUCCCAGAGCUGCCCUGAUUAUUUUUCUGCCUUGGGCCCCACAGCUACGGCAACUAAGUACUGUGGAGAGGACGGCCUGUGGUUUCGCGAUCCAGAGAGCAACAGGACGUGGACUAACUAUACACUGUGUGCUGUCAACUCUAAGGAGAAGCUAAAGGUAGCUGCCCAGCUCUCCGGAGGCACCGAGGAUCAAUCCGCCGAUGAGGCCACGGUCGGCCCCACAGUUAACCCCCAAGAACAGGAAAUCGUGCGGAAGAAGAUCCUUGAUAGCCAGUACAAAUGCUUUGAGAAAAUGAAUCGAGAUGCACCUUAUAACAAAUCAGGGAUGCACUGCAGUCGUAACUGGGAUGGCUGGCUUUGCUGGGGCGACACUCCGGUCGGAACGUAUACGUCUCAAAGCUGCCCCAAUUAUUUUCCGGAUUUUGACCCGACAGAAAAGGCCACAAAGUACUGUGGGGAGGAGGGUCAGUGGUUUCGCCACCCGGACACCAACAGGACCUGGUCCAACUACACUCUCUGCAACGAAAACACCAAGGCAAAACUGAAGUCAGCGUACAUUCUAUUUUACAUGGCGAUUGUGGGUCACGCUUUAUCCAUAGCGUCGCUGCUCAUCUCUUUGGCCAUCUUCUUCUACUUCAGGAGCCUGAGCUGCCAGAGGAUCACCCUCCACAAGAACCUCUUCUGCUCCUAUGUGCUCAAUUCCGCUCUCACCAUCAUCUACCUUGUAGCGGUGGUCAACAAUCCCGAAGUGGUGGGCAGAAACCCGGUUGGCUGUAAGGUGCUACACUUCUUCCACAUGUACAUGCUGGGCUGCAAUUACUUCUGGAUGCUGUGCGAAGGCAUCUACCUGCACACGCUCAUCGUGGUGGCUGUGUUCGCAGAGGAGCAGCAUCUGCACUGGUACUACCUCCUGGGCUGGGGCUUUCCACUAGUCCCCGCAUCCAUCCACGCCAUGGCAAGGAAAAAGUAUUUUGACGACAACUGUUGGAUGAGUGUGGAAACCCAUCUGCUCUACGCGGUCCAUGGUCCUAUAGUGGCAGCGCUUCUCGUAAACCUCUUCUUCUUACUAAACAUCAUAAGAGUGUUGGUGACAAAACUGAGAGACACGCACCGGGCAGAGUCCAACAUGUACAUGAAAGCAGUGAGAGCCACCCUGAUCCUGGUGCCCCUGCUGGGAAUACAGUUUGUCAUUUUCCCCUGGAGGCCAGAGAACCGGCUGGCGGGGGAGGUCUACGAGUACAUCAUGCACAUACUCAUGCAUUACCAGGGUUUACUGGUGGCAACAAUAUUCUGCUUCUUCAAUGGAGAGGUGCAAGCAACUCUAAAGAGACAGUGGAUGCAGUAUAAGACCCAGUGGGGUCAGAGACGAAAGGACCACUGCUCGAUGCGCUCCACGUCCUACACGGCCACCUCCAUCACCGAGGUCCCUGCCUUCAUGUACCACCACGACUGCAACAGCGAACACUUGAACGGCCGCCACACGGAGGACUCCGAGCUGGUGGCGCUGAAAUCAGGGGAUACAUACGCAUGAGCCACACCUGAGGAUAAAGAGUGUAGCAGUGGGAAAAAGUCAAGGAGGAGCAACAGAGCAACAGAGAUGUACAGUAAGGACGGAAAAUUCAUCCGGUUUUCCCACCAUAUCUCAGUGAUUCAAUCUCAGAGGCUAAUUCUGGUUUAUUCAGCCCAGGGUGAAAAUACGGGUCUGGACAUAAAGAACUCAUUGAGACGGAGAUGGACAAGCUAUGAAACUGACACUUUGACUUUUUUUGAGAACUUUGAUGUUGAGAACUUGUGGCACGAGACAAGAGCCCCUUUUUGACAAGCGCCACUUCCUAAAGCUGCUAACUGUGCGAGCGAGCUCACAGUGACGGAGGCUUGUGCUGGUGUGGAGACGGAAAUAACUGUGACUGGGACGACAGCAGGGGGGGGGUUCCCAGUGGGAUCUGUUUGAGAUGAUGGAGCUGAAUGUAGCGGUAGCGAUCACACCAGUUGUGAGUUAUGUGACUAAACGGUGAAUGAAUUAUGAUGUGUUGAUGAUGACGAUGAUGAUGGUGAUGAUGAUGAUGAUGAAGGUGAAGGAGAAUCCUUCACCUUCAUUUAAACCUCACCUAUACCAAAGGGUAAUGUAUGUUGGUCAGCUAUGAGGAGAUGUACUGUCCAGAUGAGCACAGAUGCUGUACCCUAACGGAAAGGACACACACACACACUUACACACCCACCAGUAUUACAAACCUGAUCUUAUAAAAAAAAAAACUCUGUGCUCUGGAAUUGUGUACAUAAUGUAUGUUCACUAUGUUUUUAUUUGGAAAAGUGUUUCAAUGUUUUGAAAAGAUUUUAUUUUUGUUUUCUAUGAACUUUUGAUUCUGGCCGGUUCCUCCGUUCGUGCUUCGUGUUUGUCCUGUGAUGCUGCACCCCCAACUGCUUUGAUGUUUUGCAGUUGCCGUACUUGUGCCGAUGCCGAACAUCACAGGGCUGAACCCGCUAAAUAAGCUAAAUGCACACAUACACACAAAAAUAGAGGGGAAAAAACCGAAACGUUUAUCUUUAUGUUUAACAGCCACAAGAGUUGUUUCACUGUUAUAAGUCUAUGAUGCUAUAGGUUGUGCCAAUGACUCUGACAAGGACGCAGUUUCUCUCAAGCAUGGAGGCUGCUCUGUUUGAACUUAUUAUCGAUCAUCUUUAUGUCACGUUCACGAUGCCUUUAAUCAAUCUUCUGCUUGUGAAAUUCUUUCCUCUGUGCAUAUUUAUUCAUGAAAUUUGUAGCAUUUUGUAUGAAUGAGCAUCCAGGGCAAAAGAACAGAGGAGAAAAGAUAAAAAUGGUGAAUGCUCUUGUUGUCAUAAAAGGCACAUUUCACUUUCCAAAUACAUGAAUGUGUCCUAUACACAUUCACAUAACUUUUAUGUCAUGUCAUUGUUGAUUUGUUGUCAUUUUGGAGGAUGAAAGUUAAGAAUCCUGCAUUUAAAUGUGAAUAUAAACUAAGGACUACAGUGAAUUCUCCUAACUCAACAUCUUAAAUCGUCAGUUUUGUUUAAACUCUAUUAAAAUAUGUAUAAUGCAUUUAUCUACAACAGCUACUUUAAAGCCCAGUCAGAUUCUAAACACAUAUUCAAUAACAGACGUUUAAAAGCAGCCAGAGAAGAAUAUUAAUUAUCCUACAGCACAGAGCCAAUAGCGAACAAAGCCUCCAGCUGGCUCACUACUGUGAUGUUUUUUUGUAAAAGAAGACACACAAAGGGAACAUUUUAAAAAGGAAAGACAGAUGAUAUAUAUUUGUUACCGUCAAUAAAUCCCAUGACAAACACGCUCUAACCUCAUGUUCUGUUCCUGACACAGCAGCAGACCUAUUCAUACUGACAACCGCAAUGAUUCGGUAUGAAAUAAAAAGGGCAGGGCACUUAAGUUGAUAGGAAACAUGAAUCAAACAGGAGUAACUAUUGCAUUUGUUAGAGACCUUUUCCGCGAUAGGAAUAUUUUAUUAGACUUCUUUUAUACAUUAACAUAACAUUGUUAAGGCUCAUUUAGGUUUGAAACGUAUAUGGAGACACGAUGUUCUUGCUCUGAAAAACAUGGGGGGCACUGUAGCCAAUAGUUGGAAAGAUGACCGGAAGAGACGAGGACGAAAUUUCAACAAUUCGCUGAAUUUUCUGGAGAGAGACUUCAGCCUGCUGUGAAUAUACAGGCAGCAGUGUGUUACUUUGUCAGUCUCAGGGACAACCUCCUCCACCGUGUCUGUUAUUAAACAACACAUGGAAGUAUGUGAGCACUGACAGCUACAUCGUCUGAAAAAGACGUGUCUCUGUUCAUACGUAAAGGCAGCAUGUAUGAGCCUUUAUAAGGUUUUUUCAUUUUGAACUUCAGUCUUUUUAUCGUUGCAUUAGGCAACAACAAAAAUAUAGACCAUGACUGCACUUUUCUGUCUCAAAUAUUUGAGUAGCCCUAAUUUGACUCUCUGAAUUUUUUUUUUAUUUUACUCGAGUGUUGUUAAUUACAAUCUGUUGAAUCCCUUGUCACUGUCCAUCUGAAGAUUUUAAAGAUUUGUAUAAGGAGAUAUUUUGGAUUUUAAUAAUGAAGUAGACUUGACAAUUUAUAUCAAUUGGUUCUUUAGAGUGGCCCUAAGAGAAGAGUCCAUUUUUAACAGUGUAGAACAGGACUCUGAUUUAGAUUUACACCGAAAGUAGGAUAAACAAGAUCACACUUAUUGAUUUAUUAAUAAACAUGUUUCACUUUGCAGUUCCCCAGAAGCCUCAUGAAUAAAACAGACAUCUGGAUCUAUUGCAAUACUAUAUUUCAGUUAAUUUGCUUUUGCUAGCCACGCGCAAGGAAGAAAAGGAGAGUGACAAUCAAUAUGAGCGAAUUAUAUCAUCAUCCUAUGAUGGCAGAGUAGAUUUUAGUGCGUUACACAAAUUCUCAUGUGAAAUCUUAAAGUAUACUAUUUAUUUUGCUAUAAAAUUCAUCUUUCUCUUGAUUUGCCUUGGAUGUGUUGCACACUGUAAGACACAUUAUCAAUCCUUUUGGGUUUCGGAGGGGGGGGGGGGGGGGGGCAGAUUCUGUAUAUUUUGUAUGUUCAUAUCCAUGUAAAUACGAGCAGAUACUGUGUAUAUAAUAGAUUUUUUGCACUGUGAAACUCUUUGACAGCUAUUUUUGUUACAUCUCUGUCGUUCAGUUCGGCUUGUGUUUGCCUCUUCCUCCCUCUCAGCUCAGACUGGCAUCAUCUCAUAACUGAUAAAAAAAAAGAAAAAAAGAAACUGCAUUUUGUAAAAGCCAAAGUGAUUAGUGUAUUUUUUUUU
Messenger RNA from Pleuronectes platessa (European plaice), 5859 nucleotides. RefSeq names its product calcitonin receptor (gene calcr). Gene Ontology annotation, biological process: adenylate cyclase-activating G protein-coupled receptor signaling pathway; positive regulation of cytosolic calcium ion concentration; cell surface receptor signaling pathway. NCBI's taxonomy places the organism in Eukaryota, Metazoa, Chordata, Actinopteri, Pleuronectiformes, Pleuronectidae. Gene Ontology annotation, cellular component: axon; plasma membrane. Gene Ontology annotation, molecular function: amylin receptor activity; calcitonin receptor activity. Bases 140 to 2602 code for a protein of 820 amino acids. The record is from RefSeq and is a predicted model, not a curated record. The transcript is spliced from 22 exons.